UCUUUAAUGCACAGACCUACUUGAGCUUCGCAGAUUCGGAUUUACGACACUGCAUCUAUGUCAUGUUCAUAUGUCUUAUCUGGUCACACUGAAAUUGUUCUAUGCCUUGACACCUGUGUAUCAACUUCUGGGAGAACAUUCAUUGUAACUGGAAGUAAAGACAACAGUGUUAGGUUGUGGGAGUCAGAAAGUGCAAACUGCAUUGGAGUUGGUAUAGGUCAUAUGGGAGCUGUUGGAGCCGUCGCCUUUUCCAAAAGAAAGCGAGAUUUCUUUGUUAGUGGCAGUAGUGAUCAUACUCUUAAAGUGUGGAGUAUGGAUGGCCUCUCAGACAAUACGACAGUGCCUAUUAAUUUAAAAGCAAAAGCUGUUGUUGCAGCUCAUGAUAAAGAUAUCAAUUCUGUAGCAGUUGCUCCAAAUGAUAGUUUAGUGUGUAGUGGUUCUCAGGAUCGUACAGCUUGUGUUUGGAGACUUCCAGAUCUUGUAUCGGUUGUUGUGUUUAAAGGGCAUAAAAGGGGAAUUUGGUCAGUAGAAUUUUCUCCUGUCGAUCAGUGUGUUGUAACAGCAUCUGGUGACAAGACAAUAAGGAUAUGGGCUAUAUCUGAUGGCUCCUGUUUGAAGACAUUUGAAGGACACACUUCAAGUGUGUUAAGAGCAUUGUUUGUUACCCGUGGAACACAAAUUGUUUCCUGUGGUGCUGAUGGUUUAGUAAAGCUGUGGACUGUAAAAACCAAUGAAUGUGUUGCUACUUAUGAUCAUCAUGAAGAUAAGGUUUGGGCCUUGGCUGUAGGCAAAAAAACAGAAAUGCUUGCAACUGGUGGUGGUGAUGCUGUUGUCAAUUUAUGGUUUGAUUCCACUGCAGCUGACAAAGAAGAAGCUUUCCGUAAAGAGGAAGAAGGAGUUCUGAAAGGUCAAGAGCUAGAUAAUGCUGUCUCAGAUGCUGACUAUACGAAAGCAAUCCAAAUUGCAUUUGAACUGCGCAGGCCACAUAGGCUUUUUGAGUUAUUUUCCGAGCUUUGCAGCAGGAAGAGAGAGGCUGAAGAGCAUCUUGACAGAGCACUCAAGGGCUUGGGUGAUGAAGAGCUUCGCACAUUAUUUAACUAUGUUCGAGAAUGGAAUACAAAACCAAAACUCUGUUAUGUUUCACAGUUUGUACUUUUCAGAGUUUUCAGCGUCUUUCCUCCAACUCAUAUUGUUGAGAUUAAAGGGAUUGGUGAAGUUCUUGAAGGUCUUAUCCCUUAUAGUCAGAGGCACUUUGGCAGGAUAGACAGACUUGUUAGAAGUACAUUUUUGUUAGAUUUCAUUCUAUCAGGAAUGUCAGUUAUUGAACCAGAAGCUCAACCGACAGAAUCAAAGACCAAGUUACUGUUGCAGUCCGAUAUCCAUAUUCCGGACACAGAAAAUGUCAUCGAGGAGAGAGAUGACACUCCUGAAAUUACCGCUUCAAAGAAAAGGAAAUCAAAAAGAUCAAGACAUGGUUCACAUAAGAAAGUUAAGAAUGUAGCUUUCAAUAGGGUCGAGUCUAUACCACUACAGGCAUAGGAUUGGUGCUUUGGUCGUCGUCUAAUGUAUACAUAAUGUUUAUUGGUCUAUGGAAGAGCAGUUUUGAUUCAUCCAAAUUUUGAAAUCUUACCUUCAUUUGAUAAUAUGUAAGCGUAGCUACUGUAAUUGCAUCACUAUUGGUUAUUCGAGUAGAUUAGUUUUCCGGUCUGCCCUCAACAUGUUAUGGGAAUUCUGCUGUAUAACGAAAGAAAGUUAUUGUUCUUGAGAGACUGCUGAGGCGCUGUCACUGUUGUAUGAAAAAGGUAAUUCAAAGGAUUUACACCAAAUUUGACCCAC
Vigna umbellata (rice bean) is the source of this 1836-nucleotide messenger RNA. NCBI's taxonomy places the organism in Eukaryota, Viridiplantae, Streptophyta, Magnoliopsida, Fabales, Fabaceae. The record is from RefSeq and is a predicted model, not a curated record.